Messenger RNA from Salvelinus namaycush (lake trout), 6045 nucleotides. Its product is annotated as SHC-transforming protein 1-like. Gene Ontology annotation, biological process: intracellular signal transduction; cell surface receptor protein tyrosine kinase signaling pathway. The transcript is spliced from 12 exons. The record is from RefSeq and is a predicted model, not a curated record. Bases 1109 to 2881 code for a protein of 590 amino acids. Lineage: Eukaryota; Metazoa; Chordata; Actinopteri; Salmoniformes; Salmonidae. Gene Ontology annotation, molecular function: receptor tyrosine kinase binding. Gene Ontology annotation, cellular component: plasma membrane.
AUAAAAACAGGAGGGAUAAAGAGAGAGGAAUAAAAAGCAGGAGGGAUAAAGAGAGAGAGGAAUAAACUGCAGGAGGGAUAAAAAGCAGGAGGGAUAAGAGAGAUUUUCCCUGCCAGAAUUGGUGUCUGGCCAUAGAUCAGCAGGUCUUAACAGAACUAUGCUAUAUUAAGCUCUGCAGAUAAUCUAACUCUGUUGUAUCGACCCGUCACUGCUGUGCCUUGGCAGUGUGUGUGAAUCAGCACUGUGUGUGUGUGUGUGUGUCAACCCUGUGUGCGUGUGUGUCCCUUCUGAUCUACUCGUUGGCAGCUGAUAGGGUUUUUAUGGGCCCAUUUCAGGCAAGAGAGGCUAGUGAGCUACUGCCCCGACAGACACGUUGAAACGCGCACACACACACCACAGACUCACACACUCUGUGCCAUUUACAGGCAGUAGAGUGGGUUUCUACUCCAACACGUGCUAACACACACAGACACAUGAGGGUAGGCCCCUUGAUGCAGUAACUCAUACCACCUGAGUGUCUGUGUCAAUAGACAAUCACAUUCUGAGGUUGUAUGUGGAAUCUCCAUGGUGCUCAAAGAUGAACAACUGGACUUAAGUGCCAUGCUACAUUAGUUGACAUGCUGAUGUGCUCAAACAGCAUUUUUCAGAACAGGUGCUGCAUACUUGAUCACAAAAAUCCUUUUUGAUUCUGUCUAUUGGAAAGUGGCAUUCAUUUCUGUGGAUUGAAAGUCAUAAAAUGGUGUAAGACUGACAGCGUAGACGCCGAACAACUCUGAGUAUCACUCCAUCAGUGUGCUGGGUUAGACUGAGAGAGUGAUCCCCUCUGAUCUUCAAUCGCUCCUCUUGCUGCUCUCCUCUGUCUUGUAGAUGAAGGUGUUUCUUGCGCAGUGUCUGCCGCACUGCCUGACAAUGACGGGAGGAAAUAAAACAGGGCGGACGGACAGACAACGGUCACUGAGAGGGAAAGAAAGACGAGCGUGUUUUUGAGUGAGAGACUGAUAAUACAGAGAAAGAGAGAAUGAACCACCGUUGUUGUUCAGACUGAGUCACACCAGAGAGUGUGGACUUGUUAGAGAAACACUGAAAUAACAUUGAACAUCUCAGAUCCAUGAUGGAGCUGGUCCCUAAAACUAAGUACACUCACUUCCGGAGUGAAUCUCUCAGUUCGAAUGACGAUAUCAACUCCAACCCUUUCUCCCUCCCCCCUUCCACCCCCGCAACCCCCCUCACCCCUCCUGGGCUACCCUCCUCCCUCUCCUCCUCCUCUCUCACCCCCAUCCUCCCCCCUUCCUCCCCCCGCCGGGCCGAGAACAGCCCCACCACGCUCUGUUCCUUCUUCCCCAGGAUGGGAGCCCUUCGCCUGGGUGUCUCUGCUACUCUACUCCCAGGCCUCAAGGUCUCCAGCAGGCCUCAGCGGGCUCAAGCCCCCUUGGGGUCUUCAGGGGGUAAUAGUUCCAGCUCUCCCACUCCUCAUCCCCCUCCCUGUCUAACAGCCCCCUCUCCCCCCCAUCGCCCCCCUCUGCAGGAUAUGAACCGGCUGGGUGGGGCGUCCAGGAGGGCGCGGGUGGAGGGGGGGCAGCUGGGGGGAGAUGAGUGGACGCGCCACGGCUCCUUCGUCAACAAGCCCACCAGAGGAUGGCUACACUCAGACCACGUGGUCAGCACCACUGGGGUUGCCUACUCAGUACGGUAUAUGGGCUGUGUGGAGGUGCUACAGUCUAUGAGGGCACUGGACUUCAACACCAGAACUCAGGUCACCAGAGAGGCUAUCUCAGUGGUGUGUGAGGCAGUGCCUGGAGCCAAAGGAGCCCAACGCAAGAGAAAGCCGUCGUCUCGCUGUAUGACGUCCAUUCUGGGGAAACGUAACCUGCAGUUUGCUGGGAUGACCAUCAGCCUGACGGUCUCUACCAGCAGCCUCAACCUGCUGGCCUCCGACUGCAAACAGAUAAUUGCAAAUCAUCACAUGCAGUCCAUCUCUUUCGCUUCUGGAGGAGACCCAGACACAGCAGAGUAUGUAGCAUACGUGGCCAAAGACCCAGUCAACCAGAGAGCGUGUCAUAUCCUGGAGUGUUCGGAGGGCUUGGCCCAGGAAGUCAUCAGUACGAUAGGGCAGGCCUUCGAACUGCGCUUCAAACAGUACCUGAAGAACCCCCCCAAACUGGUCACCCCCCAUGACAGGAUGGCUCCGUUUGACGGUUCAGCGUGGGAGGAAGAGGAAGAUGAGGGAGCACCGCCCCCUGCAGAUGUUCCGUACUAUAAUAACUUCCCCGGGAAACAACCUCCUCCUGGGGGACUGGUGGACAUGAGGGCCCGCCCUGGGGCUACGCUGCCCUAUGGACAGCCGGGUCAGAAUGAUAUUCACAAGCAGCCGCUUCCCCCUCUACCAAUGGGAGCAAAGGAGGGAGGGCGGGACCUGUGUGAUGACCCCUCAUACGUCAAUGUGGAUAAACCCCGCCCCACAACAGCUGCAGCCAAUGGCAACGCUCACAGAGAUGCGUUCGACAUGAAGCCGUUUGAUGAUUCCCUGGGUGUAUCAGGUCUGGGGGUCUCAGCGGCGCCCCCUCUGGUGGAACAGCUGCAGUGCGAGGCCUGGUUCCACGGCAGCCUGAGUCGCAGGCAGGCUGAGAGACUGCUGACCCGUGAUGGAGACUUCCUGGUCCGAGAGUCAGGCACCACCCCUGGACAGUACGUUCUCACUGGACAACAGGGGGGUCAGCCCAAACACCUACUACUGGUCGACCCAGAGGGAGUGGUACGUACCAAAGACCACCACUUUGAGAGUGUGAGCCACCUGAUCAGUUACCACAUGGACAACAGACUGCCCAUCGUAUCAGCAGGCAGUGAGGUGUGUCUGCAACAACCAGUGGAGCACAGGGCCUGAACACACACACAAAUACAGCAAUGCAACGCACACACACACUCUCAGAAACACUACACACAUAAGCAGUGCUGACAACAUUAAGGAAAGCCAAAAAAACACCUAUGUCACUCUUUCUGCCAAAAUCAUUUGUUCUCUGCUUUUCCUCACACCCUCCUCUCCUCCUGGACGACUCACUGUUACCUCCGUGAUCCCUCCUUCUGUUCAUCCUUCUGUCAUCGAGGUCCACUCCCUCCAUCCCUCCAAAGAACGUGGGAGUAACACCUAGGAACACUUUAUUUUCCUUCUCAUUGGGACAGAAAUUAAUACAAUUUAGUAAAAAACGGAGCAUUAUUAAUUAAAUCAUGCCAUAGAAUAAUUCAGAAAUGAUACAAUCAUAGUAAAGGAGGACUAUGGACCUUGGAGGGGAGGAGUGAAACGUAGAGAAAGGAAUGGAGGGAUGGGGGAGAGGUCUUGAUCCAGACAUGGCAGAGGAAACAGUUUCUCUCACCGUCACAGAAGCACUCCAAAGACUUGUCUGAUGAUUGGACUCAUCAGAGAGCUCGGACAUGGACCCUCUAAUCAAAUAUCAGUGGAACACAUGAAUAACCAAUCAUGACUGAGAUCAGGCCUCCUGUUAAUAUGCAUAGACGUUUUUGUGUCCACACCAAUCAGGGCCCUCGCUCACCCUCAAGCCACUCCCAUUAAAAUACUUUUCAUCUUUGACCAUUGACCCCCUGAGUGAUACCUGGUGAUGUCACGGAGGACGUCUCUGUAUGCAAAAAGGGGGUUGCUAUGCCAACAACCAUUGCCUCCGUCUGUCCAAAUAUGGACACGGUUUCUUUCCGGCCUCCGAAGGUGGAGUUUGAUAAAAGGAUGUGAUUCAUGCCCAUCCGACAUCCGCCUGUCUGUCUACAAUGGACUGGUCUCCCUGUCUGUCUGCAUGGGACUGGUCUCCCUGUCUGUCUGCAUGGGACUGGUCUCCCUGUCUGUCUGCAUGGGACUGGUCUUACCUUUCUGUCUGCAUGGGACUGGUCUUACCUUUCUGCUCUGAUCAUGACAAAGAAAGUGGACUUGGUUGGACUGGGGCAGCAGAAACCAUGGAGAUGACUCAUACACCAACAUACAGUGUGUUAGUCUGUAUCUGUCAUGUGUACCUUCAUUGGGAGUAUAGUGUCUUUACAUAGAGAGGGAUGGAGAGAAGACUGGGAAGGGGCAGGGGGGAGGUUCCACAUCUAGAGAUGUCAUCAGACUUAGACACGAUGUCAUCUGAAAGAGCUCAAAACCAAUUCUACGACGAUGUCACAGUCAACCCAAAUGCGGCUGUCACAAUUUAAUCGGUGCUGUGUUGGAAUCGUAGUUCGGAUUAAUGCCAAUAUUUUCUUGCUUUUCAAUGGAUUUGUUGUUAAUAUCUGUUUGCCUUGACAAUCUAUGGCCAUGUCUCUGUCUGGACGGGUGGGGGGUGGAGAGGUUGGUGGGCAUACUGGAUGAAGUGUGUUUAAUGCCGAAAGCAUUCGGUCCAGAGCAUUCACAGCAUAGAUUUUCUCUCCUCUACAAAUGUGCUGCAACACUUGGUCAGGAGAUUAGCUUUUAGCGUUAGCAUUAGCGUUAGCAUUAGUGUGUGAUGUGUUUCUUCUCAGCUCACUGCAGGGAAAACUGUUAUCAGCACUGUUCACAACGGAAUCUGGGAGCUUCGCGAACGUUGGUCAGACGUUGGACUUUGACGUGUUGUUUUCCUUGGAAUUAGAAGAUAGUAGAGGGAGAGAAAGUGGAGGAAUCAUCCUCUCCCUCCUUCUCUUCAUGAUAUUUUUUGUAUCUUUUACUCGUGCCUUGUUUCUUCGAUGCAGUCACCUCCCUCCAGUGCAGUCUGUCACCUAAUGUACUGUGCUUAUUGUACAGUCAGUUGAUGUACCUAAUCCAAAUGUAGUGGACCGUUGGAUCCUGUCACAUGGUCUCUCAGUCCAUCAAAGACUCUGCAAAAAGGACACUGACUCUCACCACCCAGGUCCAGUGAUGGCAAUCCGCUCCUCUAUUGCACAUUCAUUCUUACUUCCUGUUGUCACUUGUUGUUGUCACGGUUGCUCGAUGUCGCAGCUCUCAUUGGAGGGAUUUCCACUCCACCUGUAAAUAACAUCAGAUCUAAUUGGUAGGUUUGAGUUCUUUGUUCUGAAAUGAAAGUCUUUAUUGUUUAGAUGUUAUUAAUAACAUGGGUGGGACAGAAAUUUCACAUGUAAUACCCACAGAAUACUUUUCUCUCUGAAUCGAAGUCAUUUUGAUUCUAGCCAAUGAACCAUGUCCAGGUUUUUGAGGGAGGCUGAAACCAAACUAAACGUGGAAGUGAAGAGUAAACUGGGAUCUGCCACCUGCUGUACAAAAUAUUUCUGUCUCAUCAGGAGGGUUGCAAAAUCCCCUGGUUUUCCAGAUAUCCUGGUUGGAGGAUUCAUGGAAUUCCUGUUUAUUCGCUCGUGUAAUUCUAGGAUUAUUUUAACCAGGAUUUCUGGGAAACCGGGGAAUUUGGGGAAAGUUAUCUGGAUUCUGCAACUCUAGUCAUGAGAAAGGGCUCUCUGAGCCUGGACAGGUAACUGUUUUAUUCAUCUUUCUCAUCGUGCUUCUGUGUGUGUGUUGUGAGAGAGGAUGUGUGGAUGAUCAGAGAUUAUGGUUGGGAGUGUAGGGGGUUGUGUAGUUCUUACAUGGUGGCACGUGUGGUCUGUGUGAGGCCUUUGCUUCAUUCUGUCACAAACACACAGGAGGGACAGCUGUGUUAGACACGACUGUUUAAGUGACUAUAGGUCCUGGAUAGGCAACAAGGAAACUAGUAUACAAGCCCCAAGGUGUGUGUGUAAAAGGAAUAAUCUAUCCUCUACAUAAUUUGUGAAGCAUUCUAGCGUUGUCAUUGUUCAUCACAGUUGCCUUUUGCAUGGAAAUCAUUUUUUACAGUUUCUAUAUUGUUGUUGUUUUGAUGUACUUUUUGAUUUGAGUUUUGAAAGCCAAAGGGUUAUUUUCAAUUAGCCUUCACAAAUAUUGAUUUUAAAUUUGUACUUUUUACAGUUCUGUUGUAAUACUCUUGUUCUUUUGGGGGAAAAUACAUCUGUUUACACCUGUAUCUGAAAUCACAGAUUGCAUAUAAAUGCAUAUAUCAUGAAUCUUUCUUGGUGAGUUUGGCUUUAAAAUGCAGUUUCUGGAUUUAC